UUCAAAUCUGAUCACCUCAGGCCGUUAGCAAGAGACAAGAUAAUACAUGCAAUUUUAGCCCUUUUUAGGUUGUCGAAUUCAUAAGCUACUACAAUCCAUUAGCCCAAAACACUUGUAGCUGUCAGUUACAUACCAAGUUUCUACUGCUCGAAGAAAAUUCCACGACCGUUACAGCAAUUUUACUAGGGAGACUGACACAUGCAUGCCUUGCAACAACACCCCAUUUUUUCAUCACCAAUUUCAGGUUUAUUCAACCUCAAUGAUGAAGACAAACUGCGAGUGGGCUUUGUUGGAUUUCUGAUUCCUUGAUGUUCUUGCCCAUCUGCAUGUUUUUGAAGCUAUUUACUGAUUUUGAAUGGAAAUGCGAAUAAAGUUGCGGACGUGAAUAAUAAAUUCAUUCCAUCUCUCUUAAAUUGUCGUUUAGAGCAUGAUGUUUUGGCCAUUAUUCGACGUGUUUAGCAGUAACUUCUCGACUGUUGCAGCUAUUGACACGGCAACACGCAGGUGUUGGAUCAACACUUUUGCAGUUGCAUGCAGGCUCUCUUCUCCACUCUAUAUAAACACUGGUUGCCCACAGUCUCUUUGCAAAUAUAUCCAUCCAUCUUUCCUUUCUUCACUUUUGUUAUUGCUAGACUUCCUUUUCUGCUUACAAAAUUCUUGAAGUUUUCAAUUUAAGAAACUAUUAGAUUCAUAAUGGCGAUGAAUGUUAUUUUCAUUUGCUGACAUGGAGAGUUUUCCUUGCUAUAGUUUCCAGAGUCUUGCUGAAGUUGCUCUCCUGCAAAUAGAAGCAACUUUAAGCAGUGGACAUUCUCAACUGUUGAAAACCAUGAAGGAGCUGACAGCAAACUCAACCAAGGAUGCACUUGGUCCUGAGUCCUUGACCAACUUGAUGACUACCAAGGGAGUGGCUGAAAACCAUGACAAACAAAUUGCAAUUUCAGUUUUCACCUCUCAAUUUUACUCACAUUCCAAACAUUAUUACCCUCUUUUACUCACAUUCCAAACAUUACAUAACCCCUUAAUUAGUUAUAAAAAUUUGGAAUAUAAUAUUUACUAUAACUGACUAGAAUAGUACUUAGCAGUGAAUGUUUGAGCUAAAUAAAACAAAGCUAACAGAGAGAAAUUGCCAAAAGAGCAGAAGAUGCCGAGUUGGUGCUUUCCGAGAGAUGGAAACAGACUGGCAGUAAAUCGUCUUUCCAGUCAAUUUCUUUAUAAUUAUGGGAGGCACUAGAAUCUCUGUGCAUGAGAAUAGACAAUCAUGGAAUUACCAUAGUGCACAGGCUUCAGGCUCUAGGCUUUACCUUUUCCUACUACUGAACACUCUCACUAACCACAUAACUCUAGGCACACUGGCAUUAGAGUGUGCUGUGGAGGGAAAGAGACUGACAAAGAUGGCAUAUAGAGAGGGAGGGCGUUGACUGUUGGCAUUUGGUCAUCAAUGCAUUGGUUUAGCCAUUAUAGAAUGGUUUUCUGUGCAAGGUUUGGCCAUGGGCAACCAUAUUUAAACCAAAGCUGGCGCCAAGUUUCAAACCUAUGCCUCUCUGUCUCAAGUUCCUCACUGGUCAGUUGGGUAUCCCAAAACCAGCAUCCUCCGGCCACUUGUCACCCUCUUCACGCAAUUGGCACUCUCCUUUCAGACCCCUAUUCUUUCUUCAUGGCCUUUCAUCCCUAUCUCUACAAUCCAACCCCACUGCGUUUCUUGACGCGUUUAUCUUGCUCUUUAACACCUGGGCUGUUUCGACUGGCAGCACCUUGCACUCUCGAUAACCCUUUCUAACCAAUUUUACCUUCACUAGAAAUCAAAACACCUACUUAAACACCCACACCCACACAAACACAGGAUUCUCUCUGAUUACUUGCACAGCUCCGAAGACUCAUCAUUCACUCCUCUGCCCAUUUUGAUAAUAUGGAGAACGUUUUUCCCACUUCAUCAACCAACUCAGGCAACACCACCACUACCACAAAUGCUAGCUCAGUAAUGAUGGGUUGUCCUCAGAAUUCCCAGUUCUCCUCUAUAUAUGGACCAUUGAGCUACCCUUCAACACCUUCAAGCUCAUUAACUCAGUCAAACUAUUUUGCACCACAGUACUAUACGACACCGCCUUGUGAAACUACGCAAUUUCCAUCCACAGAUUCUCUAGACCAGCGUAGCCAGUAUACACCAGCUGCAGAUCCUUUCUAUCCUGUCAUGGUUGGCCAAAAUGCAAUUGAAAUGCAAAGAUCGUGCAUUUUGCAGCCUAAUGCGUUGCAAUUAGAGCAAGAAAGGAGAGCUCUAGAUGCAUACAAGACCAAGGUGGCAAGGUGCAUGAGAAAACUUGCACGCCAAAGAAGGCUUGGUAGAGCUUCUUCUGGAGCUAGUUCGACUCGAAUAACGGAUGCAAGUAGAUUGGCUUUGCAUGGUGCUGGUACUGAUGGCCAAAACAGCAGGACCAACACUAGCAAAGAUCUUUUCGAGUUCUUAACACCAGAUAACAAGAAACUGAGAGCGUUGCUUAGGAAGGACUUGAAGAAUAGUGAUGUUGGGUCUCUUGGGAGAAUUGUCCUUCCAAAGAGAGAGGUAGAGGAAAAUCUUCCUCCUCUACAUGAUAAAGAAGGAAUCCUACUUGUGCUCAGAGAUAUAUACUCUAACCAAGAGUGGGGUUUAAAGUUAAAGUUCUGGACUAACAACAAAAGCAGGAUGUAUGUUCUUGAAAAUACAGGAGAAUUCGUUAAGCGACAUGGGCUGGAGACUGGAGAUUCCCUUACACUUUACGAGGAUGAGAGCAAGAAUCUCUAUUUCUCUAUCACAAAGGUGCAGAGACCAGAAUCAGCCCUAGCUCAAACACCACAACCUAAGAGCCACAACUGUAACCACCUGACAGAACAUAUGUGGCAAGAUGGGGAUGAAGAAUAUACAUCUUUAGCAUUACUGACAGAACAACUUGAGAAUAAAGAACAAGAAGAAGCUAACAGCCUUGGAGCUGUGCCUAUGGACUUUUCUUGUUCAUAUACAAACGAACUAGAACUUAACAACAAUCCUUUCAACAACAUUAGUACCUAUACCCAACCAGCAUCUGCAGCUAUGCAAACUUCUCCGCCAAAUGGUAAAAUGAAGGCGGUAGAUGAUUCUCAUGACGUAGAUGACUGCUAUACUGGUCUUGGUAUGCUCCCUGAUGUCCAUAGCUACAAUUUUUCGCUAUGAUCAUUAGAAUAUUAUUAACAAUAGCUAUCAAGAUUCAUGACAUAAAAGAAGAUGGGGUUACAGCAGUUUGUCAAAGCAUGGUUGAUGCAACUAAAAGGUUGAGUAAUCAGUUGUUGAUAGUAUACUGAUACAUUCAUUUUUAACAAGGGUAUUGGAUAUUAGAAGUUUCUUUUUGUUUUUUUUUUAGCCGAGGAAAAGGAAGAGCAAGAAAAGAAAAGGAGAAAAAUUUGUGUUCCUUGUAUGUUUGUGGAUUUUUUCUGU
Populus trichocarpa (black cottonwood) is the source of this 3442-nucleotide messenger RNA. RefSeq names its product B3 domain-containing transcription factor LEC2. The record is from RefSeq and is a predicted model, not a curated record. The transcript has 9 exons. Gene Ontology annotation, molecular function: DNA binding; DNA-binding transcription factor activity. Lineage: Eukaryota; Viridiplantae; Streptophyta; Magnoliopsida; Malpighiales; Salicaceae. The coding region runs from base 1907 to 3181 and encodes 424 amino acids.